Molecule: messenger RNA, 2632 nt
Organism: Selaginella moellendorffii
Lineage: Eukaryota; Viridiplantae; Streptophyta; Lycopodiopsida; Selaginellales; Selaginellaceae
Product: DEAD-box ATP-dependent RNA helicase 50
Exons: 11
Coding region: 67-2148 (693 amino acids)
Molecular function (GO): RNA helicase activity; ATP binding; nucleic acid binding
Source: RefSeq, a predicted model, not a curated record
ACAAACCCUAAACCUUUGAAUUAAACUUGGAAUUCCCGCUCAAAAGAGCCCUAAUCCUUUAAAGAGAUGCACUGCAUUGCGCUGCCAGGGGCCUGUAGUCCAGUGUACCACUGCCGCCAUGGUGCUAGGGUUUACUCUCUCGCCUCGCAGUCGCCAUCGCGGGUCUCUUCGUCCGGCUACUCGCGCUCGCCGCCAGGUAGGAGCGAGAGAAGCGAUUUUCAGCGGUUCAAGAAAGAUGGGACGCGGUAUGGGGAUAGGGAUGAGUCUCGACCGCGGAUAUUUGGAUUCGGGAAUAGGAGGAGGCUGUGGAAUCGAGAUCGUGGUGUGGAAGCCGACGAUGACAGUGAGAAAUAUUUUGUUCCUCAGGAUCAAGGAGACGAGGAAGACGAGUCUGAGGAAUCCUCAUCGUCUGACAAUUCUGAUGAAGAGGAGAAUGCCACAUCUAGGCAGCAACCAGCCGUACUUGCUGAGCCUAAAACUCUGGCUAGAGACUUUCUCAAGAAGCUAAGAGCACGGCGUUUAGACGUGGAAUCUAAUAGCAAGGGGAGUUUGUCGCCCGUGAGUGAGGAAGAGAAUGGAUCGCGAUCUAGCGACAUAAAACGCACGCUUAGAAGAAAAGAGAGCAUCGACUACGAAGAAAAUGAAACGAGCAAUCGCUCUGAAAGAGAAGUGAGGGGCGAUUCUACAUUUUCUCGCCUUGGUAAAGGCUUGAACGAUGAAAUAAAGGAAACGGAUUUUAAAAAGAAGCGCAGCUUUGGGAAUGUUAAAACGGAGGAAGAAGUCCGUCCAAGGCGCUUGCCAUCUAACAGUAAGGCUUACGAUUCAGAGGACGAGUACUUUAGAAGAGACAGAAGAGAACGUAAAGAAAAACUGCGCGGGGACAAUAUGGGAUCUAAACGAGACGAAGAAAAAAAGCGGGUCGAUGCCUUCCUCAGCACGAAAAAGUUCCAGGCGCUUGGUGCUUCGCAAGAGAUGAUCGCCGCACUUUCUUCGCUAGAGAUUGUUCGGCCAUCAGAAAUACAGGCGUUAUCGUAUAAACAAGUCAUGAGGGGCAACAGCUGCAUUAUUGCGGAUCAAACUGGCUCUGGUAAAACUCUGGCCUACUUGGCUCCCUUGGUGCAGCGCCUGAGAGAGGACGAGGAGAAAGGAAACUUCUCAACAGCAAAAAAUCCUCGCGUGCUAGUCCUUGCUCCAACAAGCGAGCUUGCAAUGCAGGUGCUGAGUGUGUGCAGAGCCUUGUCAACAACGUGUCCUUUGAAGUCCAUGGUGGCAACGGGUGGAUUCAAGUGGAAAACACAGGUGGAGAAUCUGGCUAGUGGGCCUGACAUUGUUGUGGCAACGCCUGGGCGGUUUCUUCAUCAUUUGGAAGAAGAAACAAUUCAGCUCGGUAAGCUGCAAAGUGUUGUCCUCGAUGAAGUCGACAUACUAUUCGAGGAGGAAGAGUUUGUAGAAGCGAUGCAGCGGGUGAGGAAACUGGCAUCGAAGGACGUCCAAUACAUUCACGUGACUGCUACGUUACCAACUGAUGUUCACGAUAAAAUUUUUAACAAGCACCCGGACUCUGUUCCUCUUCUAGGACCGAGUUUGCAUCUCACUGCUCCUGGCCUCAACGAGAUCCUCGUCGAUUGUAGUGGAGAUGAUGACAGCGAAAAGACUCCCGAAGCUGCCUUUGAGAACAAAAAGAAAGAGCUCUUGAAUCUACUGGGAGAGAAGCGUGUUCCGAAGACAAUAAUAUUCUGCAACAAGAUUGAGACGUGCAGGAAGGUGGAAAACAUACUAAACCGCUACGAUCGAUCGGGUACAAAGCUAUCCGUGCUGCCUUACCAUGCAGCACUGUCGCAAGAAGCUCGACUGCAAAGCCUGCAAGAUUUCCUGAGCUCGCAAAAGCCCGAAGUAUCAACAUUCCUGGUGUGCACGGACAGAGCCUCCAGAGGCCUGGACUCGGUUGGAGUGGGACGCGUCAUCCUCUUCGACUACCCCCGAGAUCCGAGCGAGUACAUCCGGCGCGUGGGGAGAACCGCCCGAGCAGGCGGUGCUGGCAAAGUCUUCGUGUUCGUGGUGGGGAAGCAAGUCAGCCUGGCCAGAAAAGUCAUGGCUCGUAACGAGAAACGGCAUCCCGUGCACGCAGUACCUGGAGCUUCCACGUAAAAAAGCCCAACUUCCGUGCCACUCAAGCCGAGAAUCUAGAAUGGGAAAAGCUACACGACGAGACGAGUACUGUAUACCACAACAAAACACCGAGGUGAGCCACCACCGCUCACAGAAGUUCUUCUCGUCCUGGUUCUUCGCGAUCUAAUCCAUCGUCCUGUGCGCUACUCCAGGUGUUGGUGACCAAAGCGAGCGUCGUGUUUUGACGUGCUUGCUUGGCUUGCCUGGUGCUCGGCCUGUGUGACACUUGGAUUGGACGGGAAGACUAAUAAUUCUUCUCGAAUUCCCAGGAAGGAAAGCUUACAAGUGUGUGGAGCGAGCGAUAGGGGGCGUCAGAGACGAACACGAGGACACCAUUUUAGUUUAUCUCGUUAACGUAACGCAGGACGUGGGCCGUUGGAUUGCAUUGAUCGAUACCGUUGGGAGGGCAUAUUCGCCUCUGUUGUGUUGGUAUGCAAAACUUCGUGUGUCUGGAAUUUUUCCA